Penicillium subrubescens is the source of this 1719-nucleotide messenger RNA. Its product is annotated as flavin monoamine oxidase family protein. Bases 1 to 1719 code for a protein of 572 amino acids. The record is from RefSeq and is a predicted model, not a curated record. Gene Ontology annotation, molecular function: oxidoreductase activity. NCBI's taxonomy places the organism in Eukaryota, Fungi, Ascomycota, Eurotiomycetes, Eurotiales, Aspergillaceae. The transcript has 4 exons.
AUGGAGGCAAAAGCACAUUCUAAAGAGAGCUACACCAAACCCGGCCAAUUAUCAUGGAUGGACCAGGACCUUGCCGACUGCUCUCGCGACUUCAGGCCGAUAUUGCAAGAGCGAGAUUCAGAAACGGGUCUCAGCAGCAGCAGCAGUCGCUUACCUGGAGCAAAACAUAAAAAUAUUCACGUCGGAGUUAUUGGAGCGGGAUUUGCAGGCUUGAGAUGUGCUGAGAUCUUGAUUGAUCAUGGUGUUCAGGUUUCCGUCCUGGAAGCUCGAAAUCGGCUUGGUGGGCGUGUUCACCAAGUGGAUUUACUUGGCCAUGCCGUUGAUAUGGGUCCAAACUGGAUUCACGGAACCCUCAACAACCCCAUCUUGAAUCUAGCCAAGCAGACCGGCACAGCCCUAUCCAUAGUCGAAGAUCACGCGUGCAUCUUUGAUCAAAAUGGCGAGGUGAUUGGCCAUGACAUAGCCACAGAACUGCUGGACCUGGUUUGGGAGAUCAUCCGGGAAGCCUUCAAGUAUAGCAACGAAGAGUGUUCAAAUAUCUCACCAGAAAAAAGUCUGAAAGACUUUUUCAUCGAGCAAGUCGCCGAAAAACGGCUUUCUGCAGAGGAUCAGAUGUUGGUCUUGCAGAUGGCGGAGAUGUGGGGUGCCUUCAUAGGGGAUCCGUUGGAGCGACAGAGUUUGAAGUACUUUUGGCUUGAGGAAUGUCUUGAUGGAGAUAAUCUCUAUGUUGCAAGCAGCCAUGCCAAGAUCCUGUACAAAGUGGCAGACAAGGCACUCAAACAUGCGGAAAUCCUCCUUCGCACCAAAGUGAUCAACAUCGAGAACAAAGACACUUCAAACGGAAGAAAAGUCCUCGUAACAUCCGCCGAGAAUCAAACCUGGGAAUUCGACGAUGUGGUCAUCACCAUCCCCCUUGGAGCACUCAAAUGCGGACUUCCAAAGUUCAAUCCGCCACUUUCUCCACAAAUCACUCGCGCGAUCAAAAAUACUUCAUACAGCCGCUUGGAGAAGGUCUAUAUUACAUUCCCCAAAGCCUUCUGGGAAUCACCAACCUCCUCUGCGCCUUCACCAGAAUCAGACUCACAAUCAACACCCGCAUUCCAAUCCUUCGCCAACUUCCUCCACCCAACCUACUCACCAACCACAAACCCUCAAUCCUGGACACUAGAAGUAAACUCCCUCUCAUCACCCUCAACAUUCGGCAGCAACGCCCAACCAACCCUCCUAUUCGGCAUCUACGGACCCUGCGCAACACACAUAACAACACUCAUAACACCACUCUCCCCGGACUCACCAGAAUACUUCAAUGUGAUAGACGACUUCUUCCGUCCCUAUUACAGCCUAUUACCGCACUAUAGUCCAGAAAACCCGGAUUGUCGGCCGCACGCUGUUCUGGCGACGAAUUGGCAGAAUGAUGAGUUUGCGGGUUUUGGGUCUUAUAUGAAUUUUAAGACGAGUGAAAGAGUCGAGGAAGGGGAAGAAGAGUCUAGAUUAGAUGAUGAUAUUAGAGCUUUGAGAUAUGGGAUGCCAGAGAGGGGGAUUUGGUUGGCCGGGGAUCAUACGGCGCCGUUUGUGGCGCUGGGGACUUUGACGGGGGCUUAUUGGAGUGGGGAGUGCGUGGGGAUGAGGAUAUUGAAGGCAUAUGGAAGGGUUGCAGACGAGGAGGAAGGGGAGAAAGGUCUUAGCAAUGGUGGAGAUAGUAAAGAAGAAGAGAGCUAG